Messenger RNA from Lachancea mirantina, 828 nucleotides. The record is from the annotation of a GenBank genome assembly. Lineage: Eukaryota; Fungi; Ascomycota; Saccharomycetes; Saccharomycetales; Saccharomycetaceae.
AUGAGUUCCGAAAAGUUUGAGGCGGCCAUGGAUUUGCUACGUAGGCUUGACCCUACAAAAGUUGAGAAACAUUUGACGCAGCUAAUCAAAUUGGAACCUGAAUUAGCUGAAGAUCUUUUGGCGUCCGUCGACGUCCCACUUCAAGUCAAAAAAGAUCCCAAUGCAUCUCAUCGAGAGUUUUUGUGCUGCGAUUAUAAUCGAGACAUCGAUUCGCAUCGUUCCCCGUGGACCAAUGUAUACGUGCCGUCAUUAGAACCGGAAGACGCAGAAGAAUCCCCUUUCCCAUCGGAAAAAACCAGGCAACUUGAAAUACUAGCCAAUGACUCCUUUGAUAUUUAUAGAGACUUAUACUACGAAGGUGGUGUUUCGUCUGUGUAUCUUUGGGAUCUCGACGACGCGACCGACGAUUUCGCCGGUGUGAUAUUGUUGAAAAAGAGUGAAAAUAGCAGAAGCUCGUGGGAUGCAAUUCAUGUCUUGGAAGUUCUGAAUAACGGAAAUAAAGCAGAAUAUCGCAUCACCACCACGAUUAUCCUGCAUUUGAAUUCGGGGUCUCAGAAAACAACGCUGUCUGGGAAUUUGACAAGACAAACCGAAAAGACAUAUGAACUUCCCACUGGAGUGCCUCAUGGAAAGCUGCAGGUUUGGCACACUUCGAACCUGGGCUCCAUGAUCGAGGACGUGGAAAGCCAGAUGAGAAACAUACUAGAGGUUGUCUACUUCGAUAAGACUAGAGACAUCUACCAUGAAUUAAGAGACGGCAGCUUUUCGGCCACCAACAGCAAUAGAGCUGCGCAUGAACAAGUCAUCAAGGGCUUGCAAGGAAUGUGA